AUGGCAAAUUAUUUCUUGUAUCCGGAGGAACACGAGACGCUGAACAGUUGGCUGCUGGAGUGGAACAUCAAAUUGGAUCAUCGGACGCGCAAUCAGUUCCGGGAUGCACUGCCCGUGGCCCGGCUCGUGGACAGUCUGCACAAGAAUCUGGUGGAUCUCAGCGUGUACAAGGCCAGCACCAGUGUGGCCGGCAUGCAAAACAAUUGGAAAAUAUUCAAAAUUCAUGUGUUGAAAUCACUGAAAGUCGACCUAUCCGACAUGGAUGUGGAGCACUUGGCCCUGGGCACCAAUGGAGCGAUUGAGCAGCUGCUCUUUUGCAUUAAGUACACCCAGCAUGAACGGCUCUAA
This is a messenger RNA of Drosophila subobscura, 348 nucleotides long. RefSeq lists its product as uncharacterized. The transcript has a single exon. The record is from RefSeq and is a predicted model, not a curated record. Lineage: Eukaryota; Metazoa; Arthropoda; Insecta; Diptera; Drosophilidae. Bases 1 to 348 code for a protein of 115 amino acids.